AUGUCUGUCACGCUGCAGACCACGCAUGGCGACGUAAAAGUCGAGCUAUUCUGCCAGGCGUGUCCAAAGACCACGUACAACUUCCUGGCAUUAUGUGCGAGCGGAGAGUAUGAUGGGUCGCCAUUUCAUCGUCUAAUACCCAACUUUAUGAUACAAGGUGGAUCUCCAAGCUCAGGGAGCACUAAGGAGAGCAGGUCCGUGUACGGUGACAUGUUCGAAGACGAGAUCAAAACCUCACUGCGACAUCACACCCGCGGCAUCCUUUCCAUGGCCAACAAAGGGCCCGCCACGAACGGCUCUCAAUUCUUCGUCACGCUGGCUGCCGCUCCGCAUCUUGACGGCAAGAACACUGCGUUUGGAAGGGUACUUGAGGGAUGGGAGACACUGGACAAGAUGGAGGCUGUUGCUGUGGAUAAAAAGAACAGACCGCAGGAGGCCAUUAAAAUCAACAAAGUGCAAAUACAUGCAAAUCCGUUGGCCGACGAGCGCUGA
Molecule: messenger RNA, 492 nt
Organism: Ramularia collo-cygni
Lineage: Eukaryota; Fungi; Ascomycota; Dothideomycetes; Mycosphaerellales; Mycosphaerellaceae
Product: probable Peptidyl-prolyl cis-trans isomerase-like 3
Exons: 2
Coding region: 1-492 (163 amino acids)
Biological process (GO): protein folding; protein peptidyl-prolyl isomerization
Cellular component (GO): catalytic step 2 spliceosome
Molecular function (GO): peptidyl-prolyl cis-trans isomerase activity
Source: RefSeq, a predicted model, not a curated record